UAAGUCUAGCUAGGUUUCUCACAGCGUGUCAUCCCCGACUUUAGCCUCACAGCCCGUCAGCGCUUCAGCAACCACCGUGGCAGGACUGCGUCAAAAUGGCCACGCCCGGAAAGUUUCGGGUGCAGUAAUUAAUAUUGGCCUAGCCCAAGCCUAGCCUGCCUCGCUUUAAACCCUCCUGAGCUUAGCUGGAACGUUCACAAGCUCCCUGCUUUUAGUUAGAGCAUAUACCCUCAUAGACAUCAUGCCUCGUCCCGCAGCGUUAUUUUUACAUGGAGCAGCUGUGGGCGUGAUGGCAUACGGCUUUCUUAGCCUCAAAAAACUACCUAUGGACGCCUGGAUCAGAACACAAAAAGGAGGGCACUUCCAGUUUCUGACUAUACAAGGGCUGGCCUCCGCUUGGUUAACCAUGGCUCUAAGCCUCGGUUGUGAUAUACUGCCUUCGUUCACCGCCCUUCGCACCGCUAAGCGUGCUUCCCUUAUGAUAUCUCUGCCUCUAGCAUUUGUGAUAUCCGCAGUGUACUGGUCACUCCUCUUGUUAUUCCCAUCAUUGAUUCUACAGCGCCCGCUGUUGGGCUCCGAGCCCUCUUCUUCGCUGGCUGUCCCUGAAUUGAUAUGGAUUCCUCUCAAGAUAGAUUUGUCUCUACAUCUCGCUCCUCUUGUCGCCCUCCUUGCAGAUUUUACUUUCUUCGAGAAGAAAUAUACCCGAAAGCAAGUUCAAAUCGGUGCACCACUCGUCGUUCUCGUCUGUGGAACAUGGUAUACCUGCUGGGUAGAAUAUUGCGCUAGCUACAACAACACAUUCCCAUACCCUUUCCUAACGGAGAACCCGUUCAACAUCCGCAUUGGCAUCUAUACAUUUGUCUCCUUCCUUGCUUGGGGCUGUUUCUGUCUCAUAAACGCGCUGCAUCCUUAGGAGGGUUGUAUCAUCCUUUAUCAUCUGUACCUUCGUGUAGAGCUGGGUGUCAACAACACAAUGUCAAGUAUUAGCAUAAUAGAU
Molecule: messenger RNA, 997 nt
Organism: Suillus paluster
Lineage: Eukaryota; Fungi; Basidiomycota; Agaricomycetes; Boletales; Suillaceae
Product: FAR-17a/AIG1-like protein
Exons: 5
Coding region: 242-913 (223 amino acids)
Cellular component (GO): membrane; endomembrane system
Source: RefSeq, a predicted model, not a curated record